CAUUUGUGUGGUGAGAACGUAGUGAUUAUAUGCUCUUUGGUAGUGAUUAUAUUUAUAUGCUCUCUGGUGACAACUGUGUGACUGAUUUUUCACAGAUUUAUUACACAAACACUCUUUUAUCUUCAUUUUCUUCUUUUUACCCGUCUACUGCAGAAUCGCGCUUAAUUGGUUAUCGUAUUAUUCAAAGCUACUAUUAUACAUAUAUAUCAAAAGAAAAUACCUAUUGUUUGUACUUAAUGAGCGGGUUAUCCUUGAGGUAUAUCAAAGUCAACAACUGAGUACCUACUUAGAUCAUGGCUAGGAUGGAGUUGUUGCAAACUGUGACCGGUCACAAAGGGAUAGUGUGGAAUGUAUCAUGGCACCCUCUUGGUAAAAUGUUUGCUUCAUGUGGAGAAGACAAAACCAUCAAACUUUGGAAUAAAGAAGGGCAAGAAUGGACCAUAAAGACAGUUCUCGUAGAUGGACACCAACGGACCAUUAGAGAAGUGGCAUGGUCGCCUUGUGGAAACUUCCUCGCUUCAGCCAGCUUUGAUGCAACCACAGCCAUUUGGGACAAGAAAAGUGGUCUGUAUGGAUUUCUAAUUAAUCUAAUGUCUUAUCUGAUGCUUGUGAAAAUAGGAAGACUGCACAUAAUUGGCAAACAAUCCAUUUUCCAUAAAUUUUAUUCUAUUUCUGCAUCCAUCAAAAUGUCAAUGGGAGAAAGAACUGGAGUGACGCUUGGCAAGGUGGUGUCCGUGUUGGAAGAUUUUGCACCUAAAAGCCUUGCAGAAAGUUGGGACAACACUGGGUUGCUGGUAGAGCCAUACACUCCUAGGAAUAUUACGAAGCUGUUACUAACCAAUGACUUGACAGAGGAUGUAGCUAUAGAAGCCGAUAACCAAGGAUGCGAAAUGAUUGUCGCGUACCAUCCACCUAUUUUUUCUCCUCUGAAAUCCGUAGUGCAAAGUGCUUGGAAGCAACGCAUCAUAUCUUUCCUACUCGAGAAACGCAUAUCGCUUUAUUCUCCCCACACGAGCUGGGACUGCGUACAAGGCGGCGUGAAUGACUGGCUGGCUUCAGCCUUCCUGGUCAAGAAUUCUAAACCUAUCACGCCAGGAGUUGACCCUAACUUUGGAGCUGGAAGGCACCUCCAACUCCAAGUCGAGAUCCCUCUAUCAGACGCGAUCGCAAAAGUGAAGCAGCUAACCGGCUUGCCCCACGUUCGCCUGGCGCUGGCUAAAGGCAAGUCGCCGUCGGACGGCGUAAAAACAGUCGCGCUGUGCGCCGGAUCCGGCGCUUCCGUGCUUAAAGGAGUUGCGGCUGAUUUAUAUCUGACAGGUGAAAUGCUUCAUCACGACGUGCUUGAUGCGGCCCAAAAAGGCAUAUCGGUUAUCUUAACCAACCAUUCAGAUUCCGAGAGAGGGUUCCUAUCAGUGUUCUCACCGGAUCUUCAGAAAAGAUUAGACAACCAAGUGCAAGUGUUUGUGAGCAAGUCUGAUAAGGAUCCCUUGGUUACUGUGUAAGUGUGCACUUGUCAUAUAUCUACACAAGAAUAGACAAACAGUUGAAGAUAUCGUGAAAUGAUUUUAACUGCCCUGUACGGCUUCAUUGUCUUUUGUGUAUGCGCAUAAUUAAUGUUCUUUAAUCGUAUUUCGUUUUCAAUAAAAGAAACACAAUUUAA
Molecule: messenger RNA, 1660 nt
Organism: Cydia pomonella (codling moth)
Lineage: Eukaryota; Metazoa; Arthropoda; Insecta; Lepidoptera; Tortricidae
Product: probable cytosolic iron-sulfur protein assembly protein Ciao1
Exons: 7
Coding region: 294-1502 (402 amino acids)
Biological process (GO): iron-sulfur cluster assembly
Cellular component (GO): mitochondrion; cytoplasm; cytosolic [4Fe-4S] assembly targeting complex
Molecular function (GO): protein binding
Source: RefSeq, a predicted model, not a curated record